Pyrenophora tritici-repentis Pt-1C-BFP is the source of this 3090-nucleotide messenger RNA. Lineage: Eukaryota; Fungi; Ascomycota; Dothideomycetes; Pleosporales; Pleosporaceae. The record is from RefSeq and is a predicted model, not a curated record.
AUGGCGGAGCUCAUGGGCCAAACCGCGAGCAACGCCGAGAUGGAGGACAUCGACGCGGACGGCGAGUACGAAAUGGACGAUGUCGAGUACGAACACGCCCUUCCUGCUGAAGUCGCGCCAGAUGCCGACGGUCAUACCACCGACGCUGAGGGUUCCGACGUGGACGCCGAGGGUGAAGAGGUCGACGACGAGGACGAAGCCGAGCCGGUUGGCGCUGUCAAGAUAGCGCUACGUAGGGUUGCUACCUCAGACGAGGAAGAGGACUACGAGGGCGACGAUGCAGCUAGGGAAUCUUCGGAUGCCAAGUCCAGCGACGGUGAGGUGUCGAGCAGCGCUGAUUCUGAAGAAGAAAACCAGUGGCAGGCGAGCGUAGACGGCGAGGAGGACGAGGUUAUCAAGUCGUCCAACCCCAAUGUAUGCGUAUACUGCAGACAGGACGAGGAUAAUGAUCCAAGCCCGGAAUUCGAAGAGUAUCUCUCAUGUGCGGUAUGUGGGGACAAUGAUGCCAAGCGCUGGCGCUGCACAGAGUGUGUCAACAACUUUCCAACUGAAGACGAGGAGGAAGAAGAGCCCUCUGCUCGUCGGAGGCGUUCGUCUCAGAACAAACUGACCAAAGAGUUGCUCCCUUCACAUCGUGGAGUUGACCCAGAAGGACAUUCAAUCUUCAAGGAGCUCAUCCUUCCCGAUGAAGCAGAAGAUGGCGUACGUUCGUUGCGCAAACGUAAGACUUCGCAUGAAACAGAAACACCGAUGCCGUCAAGGCAAACACGGAAAAAGCGGAGACCUUCUGAAGCAACCAACUCGGGUGCAGAACCAUCAAUACCUGCAGUCUCUCCUAGACCCCCUUCUAGAAGUGUGCGUAGUGUUCGUAGCGUCAUGGACGGUCAUGAAAGUGGUGCCGAGGCUGAACACACUGGAUCAGACCGCGAAGGCACUCGUCUACGGCCAGCGCGAGCACGUCGUGGACAGCCUAAGAGAACUGACAAACGACCACUGGCCUGGAUAGAAGAGGCUCAGGGUCAAAGUUUGAUCAUUGCAUUCCAUCUUAAUAACGAGAAAGUUCAGAAGAUUGUCACAUCAAAGCCUAAGAAGAAGAUUGUCCUGCCUACCAGAGAACAGGAACGACAAGAGCGACGACGUCAAAGAGAUCGGGAACGUCGCGAGAGGAAUCGCCGCGCUGCACAAGAAGCACGAGGCUCACCAGACAUUCCACAUUACCCGACAAUACAUGUCCAGCACCCUACGCCUUUCGCCGGGUUUACCGACAGAGAGCCAGAUGAGACCAAGGUUAAGCCCUAUGGCGGUGUGCUCUCCGAGGCUGAUGCCGAUACCUCCAAGACUUACCCCUCACAAGCAGACAGGAAGCGAUUUGACGAUGCCAGGAUCAAGGCUGAAGAGGAAUGGAGAGAGAAGCAGGCUGCACUGUAUCCGCCAGAGGCAGGGCGGUCACACAAGCAAGCAGCUACCGCUAGCAAAAUCAAAUGCGUCAACUUUGGAGGCUGGGAGAUCGAUACCUGGCAUGCUGCACCAUAUCCAGAGGAGUACAGCAAGAAUCGGGUGCUCUACAUUUGCGAGUUCUGUCUUAAGUACAUGAACUCGGACUACGUUGCAUGGAGGCACAAGCUCAAGUGCCCGGCAAAACAUCCCCCAGGCGACGAGAUCUACCGUGAUGGCCGAUAUUCCUUCUUUGAGGUUGAUGGAAGGAAGAAUCCCGUCUACUGCCAGAAUCUCUGCCUUCUUGCCAAACUCUUCCUCGGCUCCAAAACGCUAUACUACGAUGUCGAGCCCUUUUUGUUCUACGUUAUGACCGAGAACGAUAACUUUGGCUGUCAUUUUGUCGGCUACUUCUCCAAGGAAAAGCGGCCGAGCUCGCUUAACAACGUCUCCUGCAUUCUGGUUUUGCCCAUACACAUGCGCAAGGGCUACGGACAGUACCUGAUUGAGUUUUCUUACCUCCUUACCCGUGUCGAGCGUAAGACCGGCAGUCCCGAAAAACCACUCAGUGACAUGGGUCUUGUGAGUUAUCGCAAGUACUGGCGGUUGGUCUUGUGUGAGGAGUUGCUGCAACAAAAGGCGGCGAUCAGUAUCUCGGCCAUAUCAGAUCGCACAGGUAUGACGCCAGACGACAUCGUAUCUGCGUUGGAAGGUCUGCGGGCUCUUGUACGCGAUCCCGUCACAAAGAAGUACGCGCUACGGCUCGACCUUGACUACUUCAAGUCGUACAUUGAAAAGUGCAACGCUGCCGGCAAUCCGAAGAUUAACCCCGAAUGCCUCAUCUGGACUCCCUAUGUCAUGGGUCGACUUGGGCAGUAUGAAGACGGUCCCGCCUUGCAGACAGUGCAACAGCGCGAUGAGGUCGAGGAGGAAGAGAAACCUGUGCCCGAAGAAGGCGUGCAGAUGGGCAAGGCAAAAGCAAACGGCACCGGUGAUGAAGCCGAUCCCUUUGGGCCCAUACCAACAGCCGAAGAGUCUGUCAACGGCGGCUCACCCGCACCCGGUACCCCAGUCCCCAACGGCUCUACCGUAGCGCUCGCUGGAUCACACAUGGAUGAGCCCGCCAUUCCCCCCUCCCGCUACGAGAUCUUUCCCCCUGUUCCUGGCCAGCCCGCGCAAAGAAGACGACCCGGCCGCCCCUUUGGCUCUCGCCGCCGAACCAGCACCCCAAACCGCGUCCGCAACACUGCACUCUCCAUCCACACCGCCCCCGUCUCCAAGAUUCAGCUCUCUCCCAGCCGUGGCGCAAAGAACCUCAUGUCGCACUCUGCACCAAACGGUGCCCUCACACCCGGCACCAUCUCACUCCGCCGCACGCGCAGCCGACUCGGUGAAAGCGUCACGAAUGGCGAUGAUGUCGAGGACGGCGGCGCGGUCAAGGCCGUGCUUACGAAUGGUAGACGUAGCACUCGUAGCUCGGCUAGCUCGCGCGGUAGCAUCGAUCUCAAGGGUAAAGGCAAAGCGCUGCCGAUUGAAGAGGAACACGAUGAAGAUGUUGACGCCGAUGCGGAUGGGGACUACGAUGAGGAAGAGGGAGAUAUGGAUAUUGAUGCUGAGGGUGAGGAGGACGAUGAUGUUAUCAUGGCUGAUGCUUGA